UGUCUGGACGCUGUUACUGGGAGGUGGAGAGGAGUGGUGGUGUUGAUACAGCAGUCUCAUAUAAAGACAUCAGCAGAACAGAGAGAGUUCUCUCUCCCUCCCUCCUGUAAUCCCUCUAAACUCACCUGUCUGGCAGAACCAGAAAGUCCACACCUCCCCAAAACUAACUUCUGUGGAAACGAAACUGAUCUGAGUCUCUCUGUGGUCUGUCUGUGUGAGAGUGAACAACCAUCCAAAUGGCUCAACAGGGAGAUCUGCUGGACCAGGACCAGUUCUGUUGUUCUGUCUGUCUGGAUCUACUGAAGGAGCCGGUCACUACUGCCUGUGGACACAAUUACUGUAGAAUCUGUAUUGAGGGCUGCUGGGAUCAGGAUGUUCUGAAAGGGGUCUAUAGCUGUCCUCAGUGCAGAGAGACCUUCACUCCAAGGCCUAAUCUGAGGAAAAAUAACAUGUUGGCUGAGCUGGUGGAGAAACAGAAGAAGACAGGACUACAGGCUGCUCCUCCUCCUGCUCUGUGCUAUGCUGGACCUGGAGAUGUGGCGUGUGAUGUCUGCACUGGGACCAGAAAGCAGAAAGCCCUCAUGUCCUGUCUGGUGUGUCUGGCCUCUUACUGUGAGACUCACCUCCAAUCUCACUAUGAAUCUCCUGCUUUGAAGAAGCACAAGCUGGUCAAAGCCACGGCACAUCUACAGGAGAAGAUCUGCUCUCAUCAUGACAAACUGCUGGAGGUUUACUGUCGUACCGAUCAGCAGUGUAUCUGUCUGCUGUGUGUGAUGGAUGAACAUAAAGGCCAUGAUACAGUGUCAGCUGCAGCAGAGAGGACUGAGAAACAGAGGCAGCUGGGGAUGAGUCAGCAGAAGGUCCAGCAGAGAUUCCAGGAGAGAGAGAAGGAGCUGAAGAAUCUCCAAAAAGCUGUGAAGUCUCUCAAGCGCUCUGCACAGUCAGCAGUGGAGGACAGUGAUCAGAUCUUUACUGAGCUGAUCCGCUCCAUUGAGAGAAGGAGCUCUGAGGUGAAGGAGCUGAUCAGAGCCCAAGAGAAGGCUCAAGUGAGUCAAGCUGAAGGACUCCUGGAGCAACUGAAGCAGGAGAUAGCUGAGCUGAGGAAGAGAAGCACUGAGCUGGAGCAGCUCUCACACACAGAGGAUCACAUCCAUUUCCUCCAGAGUUAUCAGUCUCUCUCCAGUAUCAGUGUAUCUUCAGACUUACCCAGCAUCGUUGUCCGUCCUCUUCAGUACUUUGGAGAUGUGAGUAAGACUGUGUCUGAACUGAGAGAGAAACUAGAAGACUUCCUUAAAGGAGAAUGGACCAAGAUCUCCACUACAGUGAAUAUAGUGGAUGUUGUACUGCCUCCAGAGCCCAAGACCAGAGAACAGUUGUUACAAUAUUCCUGUCAGCUCACACUGGACCCAAACACAGUAGGCACACUCCUCUCUCUGUCUGAAGGGAACAGAAAGAACUGCCUGUUGGUCUGUUGUUGAGCGGCUGGUAUCACCCCUCCCCCAUUAUCUCCCAUGUUGCUCCACCUCCUUGUGGGAGGAGCCAGGCGAGGCCACAGAUCAGACUCCUCCAUCUCAUCCCACCAACUCUGUCAGUCCACCAGGCCACUGCAGUAACAGCCACAUCUUUACAUCACAAAGCUUCAGUACCAUCUCAUCCCACCAACUCUGUCAGUCCACCAGGCCACACCAGUAACAGCCAUAUCUUCACGUCAUGUAGCUUCAGUACCAUCUCAUCCCACCAACUCUGUCAGUCCACCAGGCCACACCAGUAACAGCCAUAUCUUCACGUCAUGUAGCUUCAGUACCAUCUCAUCCCACCAACUCUGUCAGUCCACCAGGCCACACCAGUAACAGCCAUAUCUUCACGUCAUGUAGCUUCAGUACCAUCUCAUCCCACCAACUCUGUCAGUCCACCAGGCCACACCAGUAACAGCCAUAUCUUCACGUCACGUAGCUUCAGUACCAUCUCAUCCCACCAACUCUGUCAGUCCACCAGGCCACACCAGUAACAGCCAUAUCUUCACGUCACGUAGCUUCAGUACCAUCUCAUCCCACCAACUCUGUCAGUCCACCAGGCCACUGCAGUAACAGCCAUAUCUUCACGUCAUGUAGCUUCAGUACCAUCUCAUCCCACCAACUCUGUCAGUCCACCAGGCCACUGCAGUAACAGCCAUAU
Molecule: messenger RNA, 2175 nt
Organism: Oncorhynchus mykiss (rainbow trout)
Lineage: Eukaryota; Metazoa; Chordata; Actinopteri; Salmoniformes; Salmonidae
Source: RefSeq, a predicted model, not a curated record